This is a messenger RNA of Hylaeus anthracinus, 1429 nucleotides long. RefSeq lists its product as uncharacterized. The transcript is spliced from 10 exons. The record is from RefSeq and is a predicted model, not a curated record. Bases 161 to 1414 code for a protein of 417 amino acids. NCBI's taxonomy places the organism in Eukaryota, Metazoa, Arthropoda, Insecta, Hymenoptera, Colletidae.
UGUUGUACAUAUAAAAAUUAUAUAUAUAUAAUAUACAUUAAUCGAGUAAUAAUUAUUUUAAUCUGAAGGAGGGUAAUAUUAUUGUUGUAUAUAACUGUACAAUGAAGACAAAUAUAUGAACUACAUAUUAGCAAUGUAUUGAUAAUACAGUUAUGUAAACAUGAGCAAAUCGUAUGCUGGCUUUUGUAUACAUGCUAAUUGUUCUGAUUCCUUCAGUACCGUUAAACGAAAGCCGUCAGAAGAAGCGAGCUUGUUUCAAACAGUUGCAAUUCAAAAGAUGUUGUGCAUAGUCUCUCUAGUGAUUCUCCUUUUUGGAAGCACCGCCUUCUGUCAAACCGUCCAAUCGAUUAAUAGUAAUGCCAUGGAAAUCCAACAUUUAAACAUGAAGCCAAGAUUUUUCCCGCUAUUCAGUGUUGUCCGUUUUGCAAAUUCACAAUGCCUGGCUAGCAAUAACUUAAACGGCACUUGUUUUACUAGAAGAGAAUGUCGUGAUUACGGUGGAACAGCAUCUGGUACUUGUGCAAGUGGACAUGGCAUUUGCUGUGUUUUUCAAAAGACAUGCGGAUCUACUACAAAUGUAAAUAAUACAUAUUUUACAAACCCUGAAUAUCCAACGACUUACGACGGAACAGGACGGUGUACGAUAACAGUUAAUCGGUGUAAUUCGAACAUAUGUCAGUUACGUUUGGAUUUUUUGGAAUUUAAUCUUGCCUCGCCAAACGCCAGUGGAGUUUGCGAUUUCGAUCUCUUCCUAGCUUCCGGAUCAUCGACAUCGGUACCUCGAAUUUGUGGAGAAAAUGCAAACCAACACGUUUACAUAGACUUUAAUGGUGGAUCACCAAUUAUGUUAUCAAUCGAUACCAAUUCCGAGUACUCUACAGAACGUCGUUGGAAUAUAAGAAUUCAACAAAUACCUUGCGAUGCUACCUAUAGAGCUCCAAAUGGAUGUUUACAAUAUUUCACUAGCGUUUCAGAUACUGUGACAAGUUUCAAUUACGGUACAACACAAAAUCCAAGAGCGCCAACAUAUGGUACUCGUCAAAUGGCAAACACAAAUUAUGGUGUUUGCGUAAGAAUGGCUCAAGGAUAUUGCGGCAUUGAAUGGUCACAAACAACUCCAAGUUCAUUUUCUGUAUCUGGUGAUACAGGCUCUUUUGACUCUACUAUAAUAGGUACUGAAUUCGCAGCAGAAGCAGGAACAAAUUGUACCAAAGAUUUUGUUAUCAUCCCACAUCCAUUUCAAAAUGGCAUUCCAGUUGGUGUAGAACGAUUCUGUGGUAAUGGUUUCGUAACAAAAACGUCAUUUUCAAAACCAUUUGUGAUGUACGUUGUUACAAAUGGAGAUGAAAUAGGAGAAAUUGAAAAUAAAGGAUUCUCGCUGACGUACCGGCAAACACCUUGUUCAGUAUUUUAGAUGCAUGUGUAAUUU